AUGCGCGGUAGUUCCAAGCGCUCCCUCGAGGAGCUUGCCAAUAAAUCCGACUCUGAUGACGAGGACUACAGCGAAGGUCCCCACCCCCAGGAUUCGCGACGCGGUCGAAAGACAAAGUCGAGCCAGAAGCGAUCCAGACCCACUAAAAAGCGACGCCGCAACUCCGACGACGAGGAAGACGACGAUCUUUCAAGUGAAGAUGAAGACCUGUCUGUUGAGGAGGAAUCGGAGGAAUCCGACGACCCCAAUGUACCGCGAAAUGCACGAGGAACUGCACGCCGUCGAGCGACCCAAACUGCUCCACUCUACGAGGAGCCCGAUUCAGAAGAAGAUGCAUCCGCAGUGGACGACGAUGGCGACGAUGAGGAUGAGGAACCUAUCAUCAAAACUCAAGUCAAGAAAACACGCAGUAUUGUCAAAUUGAAGCUGCGUCCAGAGAUCCUAUCGCAGCCUGAUCUCUUGGCCAAUCGACGUACUACCCGCCGUACCCGGGACCCUUCAGAGGACAUCUACGCUCUGACUAAUUCGGGUCGACACAUGGAAGCCGUUGAACGGGGCACAAAGAGCCCGGAGACUGCGGUAAAGCGACAAGGUUCGCGAGCUCCCCGUGAGUCAGCUAUUCCCGAGGAGUCCAUGAAAACAUCUACAGAGAUCCAGGACUCCCUAGAGGUUCUGGAAAGUGAUGCCCCGGGUGAAAUCGAUGAUACCAUACUACACCAAGAUGGUGUACAAGACCAGUUCGACACUGAAAUGUCCAUGGAAGACGGGGUUGUCCCUGAGUCUGAGAUUGGGGAUGCUAAGCCCGAGGAGAAGGACGAGGAUGAUGACGACGAAGACGAAGAUGUAGGCCCCGUCUCUCGACGACGAACCAGACCAAAUAUACGGGAAGUCCAAGAUGAAGACGAGGUCGACGAAGCGGUCGUGCCUGCGGGCACCGAAGAGGAGCCCCAGCCUCGCCGAUCCGGUCGCAAAAAGCCCCCUCGGAGUUCACAGCGCAAAAACGACGAGAGUGACUUUGAACCCGAAGAAGAAGACUCUCACGAUGACGAAGCCUCACAAUCUGGAAAAUCCACUGGGUCUCCGCAGAAAUCCCACGGCAAUGACGAAGAGGAGGACAGCACAACUGGCCGUCGUGCCGGUCUGCGCAAAAGACCGCCCCAAUCUCGAGGUCAGUCCGAAGUUGCCGAUGAGCUUGCAGAGGAACUCCACGACCUGCGAGGUGGCCGUCCCCGACGUCGUGUGCCAGAAAUUGUCUAUGAGAAGCCGCGUCGUAGUCGCAAAGAUGUUGAUUAUCGCAUUAUUCGCCCUGACCUGUUGCUCGCCACGGACGAUGUUGAGCUCGAUAUCACAGAGUCUCCGUCUCGUCGUGGACGCGGCGGCGCAGCUGGUGGUGGCUGGCAGCGAUCCUUCUUCCCGACUUCGGGUCCAUUUGGCGGAGGCGGUCUCUCGUCUGUUCUGGGUCCCCCUGGCGCUGCCGGUACUGGUGGAGUCGACAGUGAUAGCAGUGAUGAUGAGUUUACUCAGCAACACAAGGGUGCCGGUCAUCCUCCAACAGGUCUUGUGCCUCAAGCCCACUCUGGUGAUGCCGCCCAGCACCUCGCAGGCACGCCGGCAAACUUUGGCAAGGUUCCGGACAGACAAACAUUGGCAGACGCUGAUCCCCUAGGUGUGGACGUCACUGUCAAUUUUGACAGUGUUGGAGGACUUCAGGGACACAUCGAUCAACUGAAGGAAAUGGUCUCAUUGCCAUUACUGUACCCGGAGAUUUUCCAACGUUUUCACGUAGUCCCUCCUCGGGGUGUGUUGUUCCAUGGACCCCCGGGAACCGGAAAGACGCUUUUGGCCCGAGCUCUGGCCAACAGUGUCAGUUCUGAGGGCCGCAAGGUCAGUUUCUAUAUGAGAAAGGGUGCUGAUACGUUGAGCAAAUGGGUCGGUGAGGCUGAGCGCCAGUUGCGACUUCUCUUCGAAGAGGCUCGAAAGAACCAACCCAGUAUCAUUUUCUUUGAUGAAAUUGAUGGUCUGGCUCCCGUGCGUUCCAGUAAGCAGGAGCAGAUUCAUGCCUCUAUUGUGUCGACCCUGCUUGCGUUGAUGGAUGGUAUGGAUGGUCGCGGCCAAGUCAUUGUUAUCGGUGCUACCAAUCGGCCUGACUCUGUUGAUCCUGCUCUCCGUCGCCCUGGUCGUUUCGAUCGUGAAUUCUACUUCCCUCUUCCGAACAUCGAAGGUCGGCGUGCAAUUCUGGAUAUUCACACCAAGGGCUGGGACCCAGCACUUCCAGGUGACAUUAAAGAUGAACUUGCGAAGAUCACAAAGGGCUACGGAGGUGCUGAUCUGCGAGCUCUUUGCACUGAAGCUGCGCUUAAUGCCGUGCAGCGGAAAUAUCCUCAGAUCUACAAGUCGGAUAAGAAGCUUGUAAUCGAUCCGAAGAACAUCGACGUCCUUCCAAAAGACUUCAUGAUUGCAGCUAAGAAGAUGGUUCCCUCUUCGGAGCGAUCUACGUCAUCAGGCGCGUCAGCAUUGCCUCCCAAUGUUGAGCCUCUACUCCGCCAGUCCUUGGCUGACAUCCAGAAAGCCUUGUCGGAGGUUCUUCCCCAGCGGAAGAGACUGACUGCUUUGGAAGAAGCCCAGUAUGAGGAACCUGCAGACAACAAUGGAUUCCGCCGCGAGCAGAUGAUGCAGGAAUUCGACCGAUCGCGUGUAUUCCGCCCGCGCAUGCUUCUUCGCGGUUCACAGGGAAUGGGUCAGCAAUAUCUUGCCGGCGCUCUUCUCCACCAUUUUGAGGGUCUGCAUGUCCAGGCUUUCGAUCUCCCCACUUUACUCAGCGACUCGACCCGAUCGCCGGAAGCUACAGUUAUACAGCUUUUCGCUGAAGUUAAGCGACACAGACCGAGUGUAAUUUACAUUCCUAAUAUUCAGACAUGGUUUGAGACAGUUGGACCUACUGUCAUCUCCACUUUCCUCGGUCUGUUGCGAUCAUUGCCACCGUCCGACCCAGUUUUGUUGCUCGGUGUUCUCGAGUCUAGCGUGGAAGAGGUGGAUGAGGCAUUGGUCAAGCAAUUGUUCGGAUACUCUAAGAAAAAUCUGUUUGAUCUUCCUGCUCCUGACAGAGCUGCGCGUCGUGAGUUCUUCGACAAACUUAUUGAAUACAUCAAAACUGCGCCUUCAGAUUUCCCCGACCCCGAAAAUCGCAAGAAACGCCAGUUGGAGGAGCUCGAGGUUGCACCCCCGCCACCUCCAGCAGCCGAAAUACCACUCACCAAGGAACAACGCAAGGCUCAAAAGAAGAAGGACCGACAAACCCUCAAUCUUCUGAAGAUCCGAAUCCAGCCCGUCAUGGAUCAGAUCAAGAAAUAUAAGAAGUUCCGCACUGGUAUCGUUGAUGAAAAUCAGAUCAAAUACCUGUGGGAUGAAGCAGACCCCAACAUCAUUACCAGCGACCUACCCCCUGACCAGCAAAAUAUCUACCGACCAUACGAGAAGGCCGUUGAUAAACAUGGUGUCCCGGGUCUUCGAGAGGUUACGACUGACAAGUUUUACUACAACAUGGAGAUUGUCACUAUCGAGAAACGCCUCUCCAACGGAUACUAUAAACGUGCCAGUGAUUUCUUGGCGGACAUUAAACAGAUUGCCAAAGAUGCUCGUCAGCUGGGAGACCAGGAACGACUGCUGAAAGCAAACGAGCUACUCUCAAACGUUGAAGUCGAUGUUAGCGGCAUUGAAGCUGACCUGCCGCUGAUGGCGGAGUGUGAGGCUGUUUACUUACGAGAGCUAGCCCGCGAAAAGGAAGCAGCCGACCGCGCCCAGCGGGCCCAAGAGGAAGAGGACCAGCGGAUUCGCGAUAUAGAAGCGGCCGAAGAGGCUGAAGAACGCGCUGCUGCCGAAGAAGCCGCCAAAGAAGCUGCCGCCCAUCCGACUGAUGAUCAGACCGAGUCCACUCUACCUGACCGUCCGUUGCACCUGGGCGAAUGGGUUCCGGGGAUUGCAAAGACAGACUCACGCCCCGUAACGCCUACAAACCAGUCGCACGUCAGUUUUGCGAAUGGAUAUCACAACGGCGGGGGCUCCGACCUUAAUGAGCCUGGCCCGAUCGGCCUGAGCAAUGGGUCGCAUGGCGAUGGCGACGGCGAUGUCUUCAUGUCCAAUUCUGAUGACCAUUCAGGAAAUUCAGGAAGCAAAAUAACGCAGAAUGACUCCUUUGGGCCCUCUGCGCAGCCCAAGCCUGCAUACUCGCACACUGCACCAUCGCAGCAAAUCCGUCGCGAGUCCGGCAUGUCUAACUUGUCUCAAAAGGGUCCCAUGACACCCAUGGCUCCUGGGUCUCAGCCCGAGGAUUAUGCCAAUGAAGCGUCUACAACCCAGACGACCUCAUACAAGAGGUCGUCUGGACACUCCUCCAACCAACAUGACUACACCCAGAGCCCUCAUGUUUCUCGACACGAAUAUCCAGAUCUCACUCAGUAUCCCGACCGUGUUUCGCAAGACGACCACCUACCAGAUACCCAGCAAGGUGGCAGCAGUCAGCUUUCCCCUCGUCCCAGAGAUUCGCUGGUUUCGAUUCAAACAGAGCUUGACCACAGCGCGCUGGGUGGAAGUCAAUCACAGUCCAAGCCCAAGCCUCCUUUGUUUGAUGAUGCCUCUAAGCCUACACACCACGCCUCGCUCGAUUUGCAGUCUUUGCUCAUUGAUGAGCCGGUCCCCGAGCUAGUCAUUGACCUGCCAUACGUCGAGCACCUACACUGCCAGUUGGCCGAGCGCACUAGCGGGUGCUCCGUUGAGCAACUGGAGCAGAUCAACACUUACCUCAUGGACUUUGUUUGGCACAUGCGCGGUCAGUGGAACCGAACUACUGUUUCCAAGGGCAUCAUGGAUACAUUUGAUGAGGUCUUGGAAGAUAUGCUGGCCAUGCAAGACGUCGGCCCAAUCAGUCAAAAUCCGGGGGUGUUGGACAGCUUCUAA
This is a messenger RNA of Penicillium verhagenii, 4953 nucleotides long. Its product is annotated as chromatin segregase YTA7. Gene Ontology annotation, cellular component: nucleus. Lineage: Eukaryota; Fungi; Ascomycota; Eurotiomycetes; Eurotiales; Aspergillaceae. The record is from RefSeq and is a predicted model, not a curated record. Bases 1 to 4953 code for a protein of 1650 amino acids. Gene Ontology annotation, biological process: positive regulation of transcription by RNA polymerase II. The transcript has a single exon. Gene Ontology annotation, molecular function: chromatin binding; histone binding; ATP binding.